AUGUCUUCGCUCAUCGCGGCCGCGGGUCACCACAAAGUCAUUCGUCGGCACUCCAGGCUCUCGGCGAUGAAAAUUUUCACCUCCGACUCGCCUCCUGUUUUUCCAAGUAGCUUCUUUGCAUCUAAAGUAAAUUACGCCCUCAAACUGAAGGAUUCCACAAAAUUCCUGCCUUCUCGUCGUUUGUUGGCUCGACCAAGUUCGAGACGGGGUCCCGAUUUCAGUCCGGCUGGGGACGAUGGUUUCCUCGGCGACUCUAGGGAUUGGAGCCGUUCGAUUGGUAGGUCAGCGUUGGUAGAAGACAGUUACGGCGAUGAUGUUGAUUACGAAGAGGAAGAGGAGGAGGAUCGAAGUCUCGAUCUGUUCGUGAAAUUCGUUCAAAACGUAUACCGAAAGAUUGCUAAACGAGCGAGGAAGGCCCUCCGGUCAAUUUUGCCAGCCAUCAUUUCUUCUAAACUGGUAGGGUUUUCGGUCGAUGGGGUGAUAGUGCUUGCGUUCUUGUGGGUUCUGAAAGCGUUUCUUGAGGUGGUUUGUACGCUUGGAACUGUGGUCUUCGUAAGUAUUCUACUGACUCGUGUUGUAUGGACCGGCGUGACCUAUUUACAAGAAAGCCAUGUACUUGGGAUGAAUGGGCAAGAUGAUGAUCCGCGUGCUUGGACUGGGUCAAGGUCGGCAACUUGA
Linum trigynum is the source of this 678-nucleotide messenger RNA. NCBI's taxonomy places the organism in Eukaryota, Viridiplantae, Streptophyta, Magnoliopsida, Malpighiales, Linaceae. The record is from the annotation of a GenBank genome assembly.